UUCAUCUCGGUAACAUGGACGCAAUCUAUGGAAAUACCGAUUUCUUAGAUUCAUCAAUCAAUGAAGCCUCUUACUGUAAGGGUGAUCCCACAGGAGUCCAUCAGAAGAGAGAUGUGACUCAAUCUAAGUGUACUAAAGUUCUUCUGUGGGUUCUCUGCGUCUCUGUUGUUCUUGCUGUUGGUGGUCUUUGUGUUUUCGGGGUCCUGUAUAAUAAUCAGCUUGGAGAUUUUGAAUCACUGCACAUACAGCACCAAAGGGCUUUAAUGACACUGUCAGCUCAAGGGAUUAAUGCCACAAUCACGGAGAGAAAUCUUAAAGGGUUAACAGGCAACCUUACCACAGUUAGAGAUCAACUCUCCUUCUAUAAAGCCAUGGAGAGUGAACUUCAUGAUUUAAAAGCCAAGUACAACAGACUAAGAGCUUCCCUUCAUGAUGCUCAGUUUUGGAUUUACUUCAGCACUGAUAAACGAGACUGGUCAAGCAGUCGUGCUGUGUGUGUUUCAAUGGGAGCUGACCUGGUUACCAUAACCAACCAAAAAGAACAGGAUUUCCUGCUGUCUAAAAUUGAAGAGACUCACUGGAUCGGUCUUAAUGAUCUGGAGACUGAGGGCCGAUGGGUUUGGGUGAAUAACAAAACUCUUGAGGAGACGAGAGUAGAGUUCUGGUACAAAAGGGAAUCUGGGAAAAAUGAACCUGAUAACUGGAAGGUGAAGGAUCCAUCCGGAGAAAACUGUGCCAGUCUGGGAGACAGCAACAACAAAGUACACACUAUGUGGUUUGAUAGUUCUUGUAAAGAGCCAAAGAAGUUUAUCUGUGAAAAGAAAUAAUUUACCUCCACGUACAUAUGUCUGCUUUCUAAAUAUGCAAACAAUACACAAAUGAUAAAAGACUGCACUGUUUUUACCUUGACGUAAAGAAUAAAGGGGGUGGUUAGAUAAUGUAUGUUCCCUUUCAGUCAGUCACUACGACAUCACGUCAUCACAGACGAAUUGGAAACAGCUU
This is a messenger RNA of Paramisgurnus dabryanus, 1002 nucleotides long. Its product is annotated as CD209 antigen-like protein A. NCBI's taxonomy places the organism in Eukaryota, Metazoa, Chordata, Actinopteri, Cypriniformes, Cobitidae. The record is from RefSeq and is a predicted model, not a curated record.